CAGAGACUGGUGACGAGCCACCAUGGGCUCGGGUUUUGAUUGGGCAGUUGAGAAACUAAAAUAGCAGAUUAAAAGGAGGGGAAAACCCCCGUGCUUUCUACCGUGGGGUCGGUGGGCAAACGCACCGUGACUCCCGCUUCGUGACCUUGGCUCUGUUCUUCGCUGCGCGCCGCCGCCAACCUGGGCGCGUUCACGUUAAAAAUUCAGAUUGAGCUGUCUCAUAAGUGGCUCCAAGAAGACUCAACCCCCAACCUUGCAGGAACAUAGCAGUUGUGGAGGUGGAGACAGGACUGAAAUCAGAAUCAGAGUUCAAAUAUACUGGAAAAUCUGGGCUCUAAAUUCUUAUGUAAGUCAGAGAGUGACUGACCAACAGCUGAGAGACAUUGAGGGCUUUAACAUUCACUGUAAACUUUGGUACAGGUCAUUUAUUUCUUUGAAGACUGGAUCCAAAAAGCACAAUGAAUACAAGAAUGGGCUAUGGUAGUAUGGUGAAUUCCAGACAAGCCCGAGAAUUCCAUACAGCUGGAGAAGGAGGCCCAUCUCCUGAGAUUGUCUUGGAAGCAGAAUUGAUAGAACUUGAGGAAAGUGAUGAAGUAGUUGACCUCACCUGUGAAUCUCUAGAACCUGCAGUGAUUGACCUAACUCAACAUGACUGUGUUGUGAUUACUGAAGAAAGGAGGAGGCCAAGGAGAAACACAAGGUCACUCCAAGGCCAAACUGGCAGCAGUGUGGUGAGCAGUCCUCAGGGGUUGAUGAGGGACAGAGAUGUAUAUGUGACCCACAGUGCCUACCAUAAUGCCCUGGAAGAAGAAACUUUAAGUUGCACACUACCUGGUUAUAUCCAAUGUCGAAUUUGUAUGGAUGGGUACUCAGAGAUUGAAUUGAGUAGACGACACAUCUAUUCUACAGAAUGUGGCCACAUCUUCUGUAGUCAGUGCCUCUGCACUUCGCUUAAGUACACUAAAAAUUGCCCAGUUUGUUUGAAAACAAUCAGCUGGCAUCGCAUUUAUGUAUGAUGUGUGCUGAGUUGCUCAGGACCAACAGACCCCCUGGCUGGGUUUUUCCACAUCCUUGUGGAGAAACUAUGGGUUGUUGGCAUCCAGUGUGCCAAGCUCAGAAAGCCUAAUUUUAAAAAUCGCUUUCUGGAAUAUAUUAAAAACUCUUUCAUUUCUCACACACGAUGAGAUUGCUGUUCUAUUCCUUUUGUUUCAUGCUGCAGGGCUGGACUUUUGUUGUCAUAGUGCGCCAGAGACUGGUGGUUGUCCUCAAAGCAAUUUUUCCUUUCUUUCUCAUAGUAAUCAAUUUUUAAUUGGCCACAUGUGGGCAUUUUGGAUCAUGUAAAUAAAUAAGGGCAACAUCCUAGACAUGGUGGAGCAAGCAGAUGGAAGGAACUUGAGAGACUGACUUUGCAAACCAGAGCCACCAUACAAGGUUCUUUGGACUUUUACUUGAGAGAUAAAUAAAUUGCAUUCUUGUUUAAGCAA
Molecule: messenger RNA, 1484 nt
Organism: Diceros bicornis minor
Lineage: Eukaryota; Metazoa; Chordata; Mammalia; Perissodactyla; Rhinocerotidae
Product: E3 ubiquitin-protein ligase RNF4-like
Exons: 2
Coding region: 459-1016 (185 amino acids)
Biological process (GO): positive regulation of transcription by RNA polymerase II
Molecular function (GO): transcription factor binding
Source: RefSeq, a predicted model, not a curated record